Stegastes partitus (bicolor damselfish) is the source of this 960-nucleotide messenger RNA. RefSeq names its product receptor-transporting protein 3-like. Gene Ontology annotation, biological process: protein insertion into membrane; protein targeting to membrane. NCBI's taxonomy places the organism in Eukaryota, Metazoa, Chordata, Actinopteri, Pomacentridae. Bases 113 to 592 code for a protein of 159 amino acids. Gene Ontology annotation, molecular function: olfactory receptor binding. The transcript is spliced from 2 exons. The record is from RefSeq and is a predicted model, not a curated record.
UUAUCCUCUGCUGGCAGAGCCAACAUCUCUCAGUUUGUUGAGUCAUUCUCACAAGCUGUUUGUGGAUCAGCUGUGCAGUUGUGUUUCUCUUUCAGCCACUGGCACUGAAAACAUGGCAUCACCAGACUGGAUUCGUGAAUUUCAGCUCAGAGCGAAAAGCCUUAGAGAAGGACACUCUUGGCGUUUGGAGUUUGAUGGAAACAUUGUGCCGAACCAACCAAACCCGGGCUGGAAGAAAUACAUCAGGAACACAAGUGCGAGGUUCAAAUGCAGCGAGUGUGGAAGAAGCUGGCCCUCCAACUGGGUGACGUUCAUCUUCCACAUGCGCCUGGCAGAUCGGAAUGGCACCGUGAAGGUCAGGUCCCUCCGUCAGAACUGCAAGAACUGCUACGAUGCCCCGAUGGAGGAACCCAGCGUCUCCACUGACAACAUAGGCAUCCUCAUGGAGAAUCUGAUGGAAAAAAUCAGAAUAAAGUGCUACCAUGAAGACCUUGGUGAAAAGAACAGGCCUGCUAGGAGCCUGGAUGUCCAGAGUCCCCAUGAGCCUUCCCAUUGUGAGGCCUGCCGUCUUGGCAUCUGUACAAGGAUUUGAGCUUGUGAUGCUUUUUGUUUGCCUUGCAUUAAUCUAUUAAAUCAUCAAUGUAGAAAUAAGGGGCUUUAAUGAUAUUUUAUGCCUGAGCUAUAUAUAUAUAUAUAUAUAUACAUGGAAUCAAGGCUUCCUCUAUCGAUUUUAUUCAUUUUUCUGUUACAGCUCAUAACAACUGGGUGCAAGUUUUCAUGUUUAUUUUUCCUGUCAUUUUUCCGAUCACAUUUUAUAUUAAUCAAAAGCAUUUUAAAAGCUUGCCUUAAAAGGAAAAUGUACAUCUACAAAUACAUAGAGGUGGCACGAGCUAUGAAUUCAUCAUAUGUGUGAUUUGUGUGGAUAUAUACUAACUGCAAAUAAAUGGCAUUUAAAUUUAA